Thlaspi arvense is the source of this 534-nucleotide messenger RNA. The record is from the annotation of a GenBank genome assembly. NCBI's taxonomy places the organism in Eukaryota, Viridiplantae, Streptophyta, Magnoliopsida, Brassicales, Brassicaceae.
AUGGGAGAGGAAAUCCAAAAGCCACAUCGAGUUUCACGUAAAGACCGGAGUGGGUCCCACCCUGUUGAAUCGGCGCCGGGAGUAAAAUGCUCCGGGAUAAGGUGCCGAACGUGGGCGGCGACGGGGAUCGCCGACUGUGUAGCGGUCUGCUGUUGCCCAUGCGCCGCCGUGAACCUCCUAACUCUUGCCUUCGUCAAGGUCCCGUGGAUGAUCGGCCGGAAAUGUAUCGGCUGGGGAAAGAAGCGGAGGAGGAGGAUAAGCCGUGAGGAUGAGGUUCAUGAGAAGCGGAGGUCGGAGAGGGUGAAAGGCGUGAGUGGUGGAUGUUGCGGCGGGGGAAAUGGAGAGUUGGAUGACCACCGGUUUGUGGUGGAGAGGGACGGGAGUUUGACCAAGGAGGAGGAGUUCAAAACGGCGUCGUUAAGGGGAGAGGAUGAGACGAGAAUCAGCGCGAGAGCUGACGCUGAGAGAGUUUGGUUGGAAUUGUAUCAGAUCGGACAUCUCGGCUUUGGAAGAGUCUCUAUUCAUCAUCACUGA